This is a messenger RNA of Nilaparvata lugens (brown planthopper), 461 nucleotides long. RefSeq lists its product as uncharacterized. The transcript is spliced from 2 exons. The record is from RefSeq and is a predicted model, not a curated record. Bases 51 to 455 code for a protein of 134 amino acids. Lineage: Eukaryota; Metazoa; Arthropoda; Insecta; Hemiptera; Delphacidae.
UGUUUGCUCUUGUUUUGAUUGUUGUUUUGUUCUUGUGUUGUUAUGUUGUCAUGAGUUCGAACCGGGAUUUUGUAAUCUCUGUGAUCGAGAUGUACAGGGAUCAUACCUGUUUGUGGAAAAUAACAGACCCUGGCUACCAUGACAAGGUAAAAAGGAACGCUGCUCUGGAGAUGAUCCUUGAAUUUUUUAAAACUGUUGAUCCCACAGCUACAAAAGAUGUAGUUACUAAGAAGCUCAACUCGAUGAGAGGCUCAUUUCGGAAGGAAAUGAAUAAGGUUCGAGCAUCUCAGAGGUCGGGUACUGGAGCUGAUGACGUUCACAUACCAAAACUGUGGUACUUCGACAGAUUACAAUUCCUGGAGGACCAAGAAUUUCCAAGGCCAUCCACAACCAUUGCAUCUGUACUAGAUGACAUGCCUUUUGAAUAUGACGAGGUAAGAAUGAAUACAGAUUAACAGUGU